AUGUGGAUCCUGGAUUCGACGGGGGAUUUCCUGGACGGGAAGCGAGUGUGGCUGCGUCCGGGAAAGAAGUACCUCUUUGGGCGUAUCAAGCAGGAUGACGUCCGUCAUGCGAUUUCUCACAACUCGAUCUCACGAAAACACAUGACUAUCGAGGUGUCCCCUGUUAAACCCGGCGAUGGCUCUCAGAUUUACACAAGAUCCGAAAUCACCGUGGCUGAUCUGGACUCGAAAUGCGGGACCUUUGUGGAUGGAGAAAAGCUCACAGGAACGAGCAAGGUGCUGCGCGGGGAGGAACACGAGAUCAAGCUGGGCAGGUAUCAGCAUACUCUGCGGAUAAAAUGGCAACCCGUCACUCUAAGCUUCUCAUUCUCCUCGAAGGAGAUGAGGGCAAAGGACCCUCUCGCCCACGUCCGUUCUCGACUGGAAGACCUCGAUAUCAAAACCAUCAUUCCUUACGUGGUCGAGCAGACCACACACGUGGUGCAGAGUAAACGGAACACGGCCAAGGGUCUCCAAGCGCUCAUCAACGGCAAAUACAUUGUGCAGGACUCCUACAUCGACGCACUCGUAUACGCGGCCACGCCUGGCGACCUCGAAAAUCUGGAAUCAUUAUCUCCUCUCGAGGCCGAUUUUGACGCGGCCUGGCCGGAUGCUACGGAGUAUCUCCCGCCAGCCGGUAAGGAACCGAUCAACCGACCUGCUGCUUCCUUUGCUCCAGACCCGGCUCGGAUCAGCAUCUUCGAAGGAUAUACAUUCGUCUUCGGAGAUUCUACACAAUUCGACAACCUGCAGGCGCCUAUCAACAAUGGACAAGGGAAGGCGCUCUUCUAUCAAGUGGAGGACGGGGUGUCUACGGCAGCCGAUAUUGUGCAAUUCAUGAAAAAUGCAGCUGGCCGCAAGGGAGCGGGCAGUGAUCGAGACGGCCCAGGUGGUGUGGUCUUGGUUCGCUUCCGGUCCAAGGGUCAAUAUGAAUCGUGGUCCAUCGAGGUGGGCAAUGAGGUCGCAUUGAUGACAGACCAGCGCGUGAUUGAACAGAGGGAGUUUCUUGAUGCCAUCCUCGGGAGCGACGCCUCCCCUCUCUGUCGCCCGCUGCCUAGUGAAGAGCCGAGUCAUGCGUCUGAGCGUGCCCCGUUGUCUCGGACUGAGCAGCGAGCUUCGAGGGCGGAGAAACGUGUGCAAUCACCCUCCAAAUCGCCGCCCCAGACCCAACCCAGUCAACCUGCUCCGGCUCGGCCCAAGGCGCCUCGCGUGCGCACCUUUGUCAGUAAAAUGAAGGCCUUUGAUGAUGGCUUCGACAUGGACUCGGUCCCAGUCUACACGCCGGAGGAAAACCUCACAACGUCUCAGCUGGAUCUCGAACCUCUCGCAGCCCCGCAAUCCAGUCAACAUCCAAGUCCGGUAGAGGAAGAGGCUGAAGAGGAUGUGGUGUCAGAAUUACUUCCGGGUGCCCGGGCAAUGAAACGUCGUCGUGCGGAAAUGAGCCAGCACCCGGAUACGCCUGCGACCACUGAGUCCGAUCCCAUCCGGAAGCCGAAGCGCCCCAAGCUCGACGUGUUGGAAGCUGCACGAAAACAUCGCGAAGAAGAGGAGCAACAGCGACAAGCACAAGAAGACACCUAUCCAGUGGCCUUGACGGACCUGGAUGUUGAUCAGCUCCGGAACCUGGCCAUUGUGGAAGAGAUGGAACUUCCUGCGCGGAAUCCACCUGUUGCCGGCGACUCCCACUCAGACCGAUGGGAUGAGCGAUGGAACGGCCGUAAGAACUUCAAGCGGUUUCGCCGAAAGGGAGAGCCUCGCCAUGCCCGACAUCGUGUGCAGACUGUGAUUGUGCCCCUGGAAGAAGUGACGCGCAAGGACUUUGGUAUUGGCGACCACUACUGGGUCAGCAGUCACAAAUCCACCGAUACCAGUCAAGCAGCAGACCGAAGAUCUCAUCAGAAUCCGGCGCGCGAAGAUCCGGCUGCAUCUAUUCCAGAAUCGGCGCCAGGUUCGGCUUCUCCUCCGGCUACUGCCCCGGAUCCUACCCCAACCCCAGCCCCAGCCCCAGCACGUCGGCCCUCCAAACGACCGCGAGAAACACGUGAAUCGGACAGCGAUGAUGAGCUGCGGUUCCGCUUCCGGCGCAAGCGGUAG
This is a messenger RNA of Penicillium riverlandense, 2133 nucleotides long. RefSeq names its product DNA damage response protein RcaA. NCBI's taxonomy places the organism in Eukaryota, Fungi, Ascomycota, Eurotiomycetes, Eurotiales, Aspergillaceae. Gene Ontology annotation, biological process: mitotic G2 DNA damage checkpoint signaling; double-strand break repair via homologous recombination. Gene Ontology annotation, molecular function: protein binding; damaged DNA binding. The record is from RefSeq and is a predicted model, not a curated record. The transcript has 5 exons. Gene Ontology annotation, cellular component: Mre11 complex. The coding region runs from base 1 to 2133 and encodes 710 amino acids.